CACUCCGGAAGUAGAUUACAAAUUAAAUAAUACAACCGUAGGCUAAAACGCUUCAGUUAGUUUUGUCUCUUCUCGGUCAUUUAUAGUAUUUCUCCGUUCGUGCCAAGACCUUUUUUGUUACAGUGACCGCACCCCAUCGUCUGAAGUGCAAACAUGUCUACUGAAAAGUGUUUCGCCAAAGGAUGCCCUGUACCUGGUCCAGUCCCCAAAGGCCUCAUCAGGCUUUACAGCAUGAGAUUCUGCCCCUUUGCCCAGAGAGCCAGAUUAGUGCUGAAUGCCAAAGGGAUCAAGCACGAAACCAUCAACAUCAACCUGAAAGAUAAACCUGACUGGUUCCUUGAGAAGAAUCCCCUUGGUCUUGUCCCAACACUGGAGACACCUGCUGGUGAGGUGAUAUACGAGUCUCCUAUCACCUGUGAAUACCUGGAUGAAGUUUACCCUGAGAGGAAGCUACUUCCUCCCUCUCCUUUUGGUAAAGCUCAGCAGAAGAUGAUGCUGGAGCAUUUUUCCAAGGUAGUACCGUACUUCUACAAGAUCCCAGCGGGGAGGAAUAAUGGCGAGGAUGUCUCAGGACUGGAAAAUGAACUGAAAGAGAAGUUUGCCAAAUUAAAUGAGGACUUGGUGAAUAAGAAAACAACUUUCUUUGGUGGAAACUCCAUCAUGAUGAUCGACUACAUGAUGUGGCCAUUUUUUGAGAGGCUGGAGAUCUUUGAACUGAAACACUGCCUUGACAAAACACCUGAGCUGAAGAAGUGGACAGAGUGCAUGUCGGAGGACCCGACUGUCAAAGCCACCAGGCUCAGUGUGGACACCUACAAGGGCUUUUACAAGUCUUACGUUGAGGGGAAACCAAACUAUGACUAUGGCCUGUAGAAAAUACAAAUCAAACCCUUAAACCGUCCAUUUACAUUCAUGUUUCUGUUAUGGUUGUUGCAGAGUCCUGCAUGUUUUUCAGGCUUUGAUGCAAUAAGUAAUAUCUGUAAGUAAAUUAUCACGAUGAGUAAACAUUUCAGGGAUAAAUUUGACAAAGGUAAAAUGUGCUUUUAUUGGAGAUUUUAAGAUCUAUUUUGAUGUGAGGGGAAGAUACCAAAUCACUUUAACUGGAAUGAGCCACAGUAAUCGUAUGACUUUGUCACUGAUGUCAUUGAUUGAUGAUGUUUUCAAUGAUCAAUUUCAAACGCUGCACUUUUUCUAAUAAACUGUGGUUGUAAU
Molecule: messenger RNA, 1212 nt
Organism: Toxotes jaculatrix (banded archerfish)
Lineage: Eukaryota; Metazoa; Chordata; Actinopteri; Toxotidae
Product: glutathione S-transferase omega-1-like
Exons: 6
Coding region: 154-873 (239 amino acids)
Biological process (GO): glutathione metabolic process
Cellular component (GO): cytoplasm
Molecular function (GO): glutathione dehydrogenase (ascorbate) activity; glutathione transferase activity
Source: RefSeq, a predicted model, not a curated record